Molecule: messenger RNA, 651 nt
Organism: Hirsutella rhossiliensis
Lineage: Eukaryota; Fungi; Ascomycota; Sordariomycetes; Hypocreales; Ophiocordycipitaceae
Product: hsp20/alpha crystallin family domain-containing protein
Exons: 1
Coding region: 1-651 (216 amino acids)
Biological process (GO): protein folding; response to heat; response to hydrogen peroxide
Source: RefSeq, a predicted model, not a curated record
AUGGCCUUCUUCCCGCGAACUUUUUACAACUCAGAAUCCUCCUUCACUCCUCUCUUCCGUCUCCUUGACGACUUCGACAACUACAACCGUCAGGGUACUGGCCAGCAGCAAGGCCGACGCUCGGGUUUGCCCACCUGGCAGCCCAAGUUCGACAUUCGCGAGACGGGCGACAACUAUGAGCUCCACGGCGAGCUCGCGGGCAUGAACAAGGACAACGUCCACAUUGAGUUCACCGACCCGCAGACCAUGCUCGUUCGCGGCAGGGUCGAGCGAACCUACUCGGCUGGGACUCCGCCCGCUGGCCACAUCGAGGACGCGCCCGCAAACGACGCCAUCACCGAGGGGGCCGACGAGUCCAAGCCUUCGCACCGUGCCACCGUCGAGGAUGAUGAUCAGAACGCAGCCAGCACCCAGAAGCCGGCCUCUGACAACAAUGGUGCUGUUGCCGAGCACAAGGUCGAGCACAAGAAGUCCGCCGACAAGGCCAAGUACUGGCUCACCGAGCGCAGUAUCGGCGAGUUCUCGCGCAGCUUCAACUUUCCCACUCGCAUCGACCAGGAGGCCGUCAGCGCCAACUUCAAGGACGGCAUCCUCUCCAUCACGGUGCCCAAGAUCAAGAAGCACGAGUCUCGCCGCAUCACCAUCAACUAG